Annulohypoxylon truncatum is the source of this 1014-nucleotide messenger RNA. RefSeq lists its product as uncharacterized. Gene Ontology annotation, biological process: lipid storage. Lineage: Eukaryota; Fungi; Ascomycota; Sordariomycetes; Xylariales; Hypoxylaceae. Gene Ontology annotation, molecular function: lipase activity. The record is from RefSeq and is a predicted model, not a curated record. The transcript is spliced from 2 exons. Gene Ontology annotation, cellular component: lipid droplet. The coding region runs from base 1 to 1014 and encodes 337 amino acids.
AUGACCAGCCCCCAUUUUCUAGCCUAUCCACCAAAGCCGUUUGUUGACGACAGAGUUCACGAGUCUCAAAUCCGUAACAUCCUCAUCUUCUUCAUCCCCGGGAACCCAGGCCUUGUUGACUACUACGAGCCAUUCCUAUCAGCUCUUCGAGGGCUCCUAGAUGAAACAGCAUCACUGCAACACGCCCGCUUUCAGAUAUAUGGCCAGGAUCUGGCUGGUUUCCGUGAUGACGACCAUGAGCCUUUCACGCAACAGAGGAAGCCUCACGACCUGGAAUAUCAGAUCCAGCACACGCUCACUGCGCUUAGCCAGCUACGCGUAGAGUCGGGAUCGCGCAAGGGCUUCCCCUACGACGAAGUCUUACUCGUAGGACAUUCCGUAGGCGCUUAUAUGACUCUCGAGCUCUUCCACCGGCUACUUCGGAACCAAGACUUGGCCCCGCAAUUAAACCUCACCUCUGGCAUCCUCCUGUUCCCAACCAUUCAUCACAUUUCAAGUUCUUCGAAUGGGCAGAAGCUCGAUCUACUCCGUCGGACACCGGUUCUCGGCGACAACGCGUAUCGCGUCGCACAGACGUUUCUACAUCUGGUGCCGCAAAGCGCCCUCCACUGGAUCGUGAGCAAGGUCUUGAGAUUCCCGGCCCACGCAGCAGGAGUAACGACACGUUGGCUCAAGAGCCGGGACGGCGUGUGGCAGACAUUGCACAUGGGCAUGGAUGAGAUGAAGGUCAUCGGCGAAGACAGCUGGGACGAGGAGCUGUGGGAGAUCGCCCAUGAUGCAAAGGCUCACGACAAAGUUGUGCCCAAAUUCUUCUUUUUCUUCGGAAGAAACGAUGACUGGGUAGCGAGUCAUUACCGAGAUGAGUUCAUCCGGAAGAGGGAAAAGCAGACCGACCGCACGAAGCUAAUAGUUGAUGAAGGGAACAUACCGCACGCAUUCUGCAUAAAGGACAGCGAGGUCGUUGCAGAAAAAGUCAGCACAUGGAUUAACCAAAUAUACGGUGUUCAUGUUUGA